Messenger RNA from Aspergillus clavatus NRRL 1, 1005 nucleotides. RefSeq names its product MAGE domain-containing protein. Gene Ontology annotation, cellular component: nucleus. Gene Ontology annotation, biological process: DNA repair. NCBI's taxonomy places the organism in Eukaryota, Fungi, Ascomycota, Eurotiomycetes, Eurotiales, Aspergillaceae. The coding region runs from base 1 to 1005 and encodes 334 amino acids. The record is from RefSeq and is a predicted model, not a curated record. The transcript is spliced from 3 exons.
AUGCCUCUGAUCCGCAAACGCCGAGCGGAGCAACAGCCCGAAUCUGCCGAUGAAGACGACGUCUCGACCCCGAUUAACUCGCGCCACCCCCGCCGACGCACAUCGACCUCGGAAAGCGACGAUGGCGACGCCUCGGACGAGGCGCGCGCCCCGAGUUCUCUCGACGUGAUGGUCAAGAAGCUGGUGCGGCUGGCGCUCGCUCGCGAGCUGUCGCGGCAACCGGUCCGCCGCACCGACAUCAGCAACAAAGUCCUGGGAGAACAAGGGUCGCGGCAGUUCAAGCUUGUCUUCGAGAUGGCGCAGAAGUCGCUCCGCGAGACGUUUGGGAUGCAGCUGAGCGAGUUACCGGGGAAGGAGAAGGUGACUAUCCAGCAGCGGAGAGCCGCUCAGCGGACAGAUCGGCCAUCGGCCAGCAACAGAUCCUGGAUCCUCACGACUACGCUUCCGCCCGCGUACCGCACACCGGAGAUCCUCCCGCCGACCAAGGCCCCGCUCGAAGGCACCCUGACCGGAUUAUACUCCUUCAUCAUCGCUGUGAUCACGUUGAACGGCGGCUCGUUGCCGGAGCAGAAGCUCGAGCGCUAUCUCAAGCGGACCAACGCCGAUACCUUUACUCCUAUCGAUCGAACAGACCGGUUUCUGCAGCGGCUCUGCAAGGAAGGAUACUUGCUUCGGACGCGCGAGAUGGACGGGGGCGAGGAAGUCGUUGAGUACUUGGUGGGCCCGAGAGGCAAGAUUGAGGUGGGCGUGCAGGGCGUGGCUGGGCUGGUCCGCGAGGUCUACGGCCGCCAGGGCGUUGUGGAAGGAGAUGACACAACGCCUGCGGAGGGUCAGCAAAUGAGCGAGUUCGAGGCUCGGCUGGCGCGGAGUCUCGGUAUUAAAAAGCUAGGGCGGACAGCAGAGGAUGAGGAUGUAGACGGGGACCGUUAUGAGGAGGAUGGGGAGGGAUCGAGACGAAGGCGAAGGCGUGGUGGUGAUUCGGAUGAUGAAGCUGACAGUGAUUAG